AUCUCAUAUCGAUAUGUUGUACUCACUGCCCUCCAUAUCAGGUGAAUGGUCAUUUGCCCUCCCCAAGUGGAUUAUUUUGCCCAACACAUCGGGGUCAUGUCGGAACAGAUCAGGGUGACCAUAGAAGCGACUUAAUCAAGCUAUUUCUUUCUCGCAUCCGGUGCACCCAUAUCUCUUUCUCGUUUUUCGAGUUUUUGAGAUAUCACUCUUUGUCAAAAUAUCCUUCUCGUUGAUGAAACAUGCUGUUCGAACCUUAUCUUUUGAUUGCCCCGCACUGGUCUUGUUUGGUAGGAGUUAGCGAUCCAACUAGACCAACAUCGUUCUUUCCUUCUGAUCUUUUCGCGAUACGAUACAUCUCAACAUGUUCGCCAACUUUUCUAACACGAGUCAAGGACUUAUAAAGACAGAUUCACGGCCAAGAUCGGAUGCGUCGAAGAUCAGUUGCCUGCCAUGUCGACGGAAGAAGAAGAAAUGCGACUUUAUUCAACCGUCAUGUAGCAGGUGUCGAAACAGCUAUGGUCAAGAUACGUGUGUGUGGUCCACUUCACGGAGAAAACAACGAAGUCGAUCACGAGACAUACAGAGUAUAGAGCGUGAUGUCCAAUCCAGACCGAGCUCCUCGUCCAGCACUUCAAGCAGGGCUUCAACGACACUAGUCAGGAAGCCGUCCGCUUCGACACGAUCGAACAGCCCAAUAGACCUCGGAUUUGAGAACUUCUGUCCUUGGAGCAUGCCAGACGUCGUCAGCAGUAUAUCUCCCGACCUAUCACCCCAAAUUUUCUUGAGGAUCUCCACGGCUUUCCAAAACCGUGUUCUUUGUCUCGACAGCGACUUCAAAGACUCGCUCGUUGCACAGAGUCUUCCACUAGCUCUUGAGCAUCCUGCUCUUCUCCACGCUUGGGUGGCAUGCAGCGUCAUAGCACUUUCGCAAUCUAUGCCGUACUGGCAUGAGAAGGCUAUCAGACACUAUGAUAGCGCUGUGAGUGGACUGAGCCAAGCUCUACAGAUAAACCCUCAUACCAGCGACAAGUGGAAGAGAGAGACUGUGAUACUUUUACAUCUAUUUGAGGGGUUCUCUUCAAAAAGCGAAGAGUCUGCUUUGGGAAAGGCGCAUCUUAGUGGUGCACACAUGUUGUUCAACCCUACUGUCAAAGAAAAAUCUCCUAUGAGCUACCACGAUGUCUUAGUACUCGAAGCUUACAUCAUGCAUACGACCAACAACUAUCUUUUUCAGCCAGACUCACAAUUACCGAUAACACAUAUGGAGGAAGCAAUGGAGACUUUCAAGUCAGCCAUGGGCCAAUUGGAUAUGGACUGCAAUUGGCGGAACAGUCCGUGGAUUGGAUUUGGAGGCCUGGAUUUAGUAGACAUGAUUUACCGAACAUCAUGGCUCACACACAAAACAUACUUGGACACCGCGGAUCGAAGGGAAUUACAAGACAUCGUCGCUCGGCUUUCAUCUUGGACCGCUCCCGCGUGCCGAGAAGAGUCAACCUCGACACAUCUUGACCUGCCACCCAAGCGCUUGGUCAUACUCGCCCGGGCAUAUUGGUGUGCGUGUUCCUAUCUCGCGACAAAUCUAAUGCUUCAAGAAGAGAUUGAGGAUCUGCCGCUCGACAAUAAUGCUUUCAUGAUACAAACCCUCGAAUUACUGGAUCAGCUGAUAGAAUUUGAAUGCACGAUCAAUAACUACUUGUGGCCAUUGGUAGUUGUUGGUACGGCAGCAUCUGAUCAGGUUACUCAGGACCAUCUCAGGUCGCUACUACCGCAAUUUAACCAAGCUCUGGGAAAGGAAUCUGCCAAAAGAGCCGAAAGAUUCCUUGCUACUGCUUGGAAGAGGGAUUUGAGCGGCGAGAUGUACGGCAUGAGGAUCUUCCGCGAUAAAGAAGCACUACAUCACAUGUUUUUCUGAUCAGACCCUCCUUCUUUGUUUGACAAGAUCAAGAAAGCGAAAGACUAUGGCAGACGAGCCCAAUAAACAAUGGAGAUAGCCUACAAAGAACAUAAUAAACCACAACCCUCAGCAGAACAAAAGAGCAAAAAACCAAGAGCCUUGCUCUAUUGGGGGAAAA
Molecule: messenger RNA, 2072 nt
Organism: Aureobasidium subglaciale EXF-2481
Lineage: Eukaryota; Fungi; Ascomycota; Dothideomycetes; Dothideales; Saccotheciaceae
Exons: 4
Coding region: 362-1912 (516 amino acids)
Biological process (GO): positive regulation of transcription by RNA polymerase II
Cellular component (GO): nucleus
Molecular function (GO): DNA-binding transcription factor activity, RNA polymerase II-specific; transcription cis-regulatory region binding; zinc ion binding
Source: RefSeq, a predicted model, not a curated record